Messenger RNA from Ostrea edulis (European flat oyster), 528 nucleotides. RefSeq lists its product as uncharacterized. The transcript is spliced from 2 exons. Lineage: Eukaryota; Metazoa; Mollusca; Bivalvia; Ostreida; Ostreidae. Bases 1 to 528 code for a protein of 175 amino acids. The record is from RefSeq and is a predicted model, not a curated record.
AUGGCCAAAGUUAUAAAGAUUGGGCAUGUGACAAAGUUUAAGAACAGUAACGGUGAAGAUGCUGAGCUUAUAAAUUUUAGCUUGGCCGACAAAUCUGGUGCCAUUCUAGCCACUUGCACAGACAAAGGAAACGAGAGAAUGAUCAAAGAAGGAAAGACCCUUCACAUUAUGAAAAAUGGGAAAGUAGCUAUGUCUUACAAAACAAAAGUCAUGGCAAAGGCAAGCAUGCACAUUCCAGAUGCUUUGGUGGAAAGGGCAGAACACCUCAUUCACCCAAUAUCCCCAAUCAAAAAGGUGGAAGAACUCUUAGCUUCACCAUUGAGAACAAUUUCAACAAUGAAGGGACAGCUGUCAAAGAUUGAAUCAACAAGGACUGUUAAAGUAAAUGAUACAGAGACCCUCAUAAGAACAAUUAGUAUACAGGAGGAUGGGGAAAAAAUUGAUCUCACACUGCGGCGUGAUCUGGCGGAGGAAGAUCUCAAAAUUGGCCAAUAUUUGUCGAUUUCACACUGCAUGCUGAAUGAAUGA